Messenger RNA from Trichomonas vaginalis G3, 2805 nucleotides. RefSeq names its product protein kinase protein. Gene Ontology annotation, cellular component: cytoplasm. Gene Ontology annotation, biological process: signal transduction; protein phosphorylation. The record is from RefSeq and is a predicted model, not a curated record. The transcript has a single exon. NCBI's taxonomy places the organism in Eukaryota, Parabasalia, Trichomonadida, Trichomonadidae. Bases 1 to 2805 code for a protein of 934 amino acids. Gene Ontology annotation, molecular function: protein kinase activity; ATP binding.
AUGUCAGAGGAUAUCCUUCAUCUCGUCAGCCCAGAGCUGGCUACGUUCCUUGUAAACGUAGAUGACUUCGAGAAAGUUGGUGUUGCAGGUGAAGGAGCUUUCGGCAAAGUUUAUAUUUGUAAUCAUACUCCGACAGGCAAACGGUGUGCUUUAAAGCAAUUAAUUGCAACAAAAUUAGAAGACAGAGAUUUACUUGAGUUCAUUCGCGAAGUUGAAAUUCUCGCAAGAUGCGACAGCAUGUUUUUACUUCCAUUUUACGGAUGGACUUCUUCUCCGCCAUAUUCAAUCGCAAUGGAAUACAUUAGCAACGGAUCUGUCUUCCAAGCACUCAGACAUCGCCCUCAAUCACCAACACUUACUCCAACUAAUAAAACAAUUAUUAUGAUCGGAUGCGCUCACGCUCUCGCCGCUUUACAUAGAAUAGGCAUUAUCAAUAGAGAUUUAAAGUCAAUGAACGUACUUUUAGAUGAUAGAUUAUAUCCAAUUAUCUGCGAUUUCGGAAUUUCAAGAUUUGCCAGUUCAGAACAACAGCUUAUGACACAACAAAUCGGUACACCUCAUUGGAUGGCGCCAGAAUUAUUCCUUUCGAACACUUAUUCUAAUAAAGUCGAUGUUUACGCAUAUGCCGUUUUAUUAUGGGAGCUUCUUACAGAAUCUACUCCAUUUAAAGGUUACAAUGGACAGCAGAUUAUGAUUGCUGUCUGCCAAAGAAACGAAAGGCCAAUGUUACCCAUCAAAACUCCGACAAAACUUAGAUCUUUGAUUCAACGUUGCUGGGACUUCGAUCCUAACAAGAGACCUUCAUUUAAUCAAAUAUGCAAGGUUCUUGAUGCAAAGAAAGUUGUUUUCGAAGGCACAGAUCUUGAUGCCGUCGAUAUCUUCCUUAAAGACCUCCAAGCAGAUGAAUCGUGGCGCGAGGCAAACAAAGGAAAUCGCCAGCCGCCACUCAAAAUGUUUGCAUCUGCAAGAAAUCAGCAACAAUAUCAAGAUUCAUAUAAUAUACCGCAAACAGUCUACAAUCCUCAAGAAAUACCACGCGACCCUGAUGUACCGAUUAUUCCUUUACUUCCUUUCAACGAAGCUUCAGCUUCUACCGAUGCAAUUCCAGUUCCAGAGAAUUUACCAGUUUACGAGAAGCCAGCCGAACCCCCACAAUCAUCUCAACCACCUUACAAACCUCCGGAGACAAUAAACUUCGCAUUACCUCAAUCUCCAUCUGUAUCUCCACCUCCUCUCUCUCCUCCUCCCAUCAACGACAGUUCUCCAUUACCACAGCCAGGUUCUCUCAUUGCUUCCGGCUCCUUGGCCGUAUUUAACAUACAGGGAACUCUUCCAUCGGCAUCUCCACUUUCUGGCCCUCAAAAUUCCAAUCCUGAGAACGACAAACAGCUCUUCAGUAUUUUAUAUAACCCAUCACAUACCCAGUAUUUGGAUGCCGUCAAGAGAUGGCGCGAACAAUGCAUUCAAGGUGACAUAACCCGCUUUUUCAACCCAUUGGUCAACGGUUUAUCAGUCAGUGCUUCAAAAGAAAUCGUUGCCAGGGUUUUACAAGAAAUUCGUUAUGUCGCGAUGCGAAAUGCCGCUUGUUUACAUGCAUUUCUUGAAUCUUCCAUUCCUCCAAACCUUCCUUUCAAGAGAACAGAGGAAGUAAUUGUUCAAAACACAUGUGCCUUGUUAUAUGUCAUUGUCAAGAACGCUCCAGAGUUCUUUAACAAGGAUUACAUCAAACUUCUUACACCUCUUAUCUCUGUUGCACCAAGGAAAGUACUCCGCAUUGUCCAAGAACUCUGUCAUCUCUUCGAUCGUCUUGAAGAUCCAUGGCCAGGUGCUAAUUUCCUCAUUUUAGCAUCAGCAGCAUUCAUGCAGUCCACAGCCAUUCCUGAGUAUCUUUCAUUAAUUGUCCAGACAUUGGCAUCAAACCAAACAUUCAGAGAAGCGAGGAUGUCAUCGGUUUGUCCUAUAUUUAUUUACUCUUUGAACUCAGACAAUUCAGAAGUUGUUAAAACAGGAUACAACACAAUCUGUGAGUUCUUCAACAAGGAUUUGAUUGUUCCUCGUGAUAUAUUAGAACAGCAUCUUAUUGGUGGAUACGAAUCCGAAGUUUUGUCAUAUUUAUUAUUAGACAGAAUUUCACCAACAAGUUCAUCAAUGGUUUCUCGUCUUCUUCAGAUUGCUCCUGACAACAAAUCUGCUUUCUCAGUUCUUGUUGCAGAUGCCGCUAAACCAGAGAAUGUCGAUGCAUUCAAGCCACAGUUCCAAGUACUUUUGUUUGGUGAAUUACGCAUUGACCAAAAACUUCAUUUAGUUAUGAUUUUGUUGCUUCAUCCUUCAAUGCGUCGACAUCUUGCAAAUCUUAAGGAUUUCAUCGAUUUCAUUGUUGGAAUGAUAGAGACAGGUCGUGUCGACUUAUUCGAUCCAUCAUCAUGCAUCAUCAUCAAGCUUUUGGAGUACAACUCAUUCAUCAAUCAUUGCAAGACAAUGCAACUGAUGCAGAAAUACAUAGAAGUUGCUGUUUUGCAGAAGAAGAAGAACGCUAUUAGACUGGCAAUCCACACAAUCGACACAGCAAUCAGAAGAGGAUUAGUAGAAGAAUGCCAAGGAUCAAUUAACUGGAUUGUUUCCAAUGUAUCAGUUAAUGGACCAAACAGUGAUGUUGCAUUGUCUGCUUUGUGCGGAUUGACAACUUCUAUUAACACUCUGAACGAAAUGAAGAAGACAGAACUUGUAAUGAAAGUGCCACAGUUCUUCCAACAUCAAAAAUUGAAACCUUAUGCAGAUGUCAUCCAUUCUGCUAUCACUAGAUAA